Messenger RNA from Mollisia scopiformis, 1546 nucleotides. RefSeq names its product Queuine tRNA-ribosyltransferase. The coding region runs from base 208 to 1434 and encodes 408 amino acids. Lineage: Eukaryota; Fungi; Ascomycota; Leotiomycetes; Helotiales; Mollisiaceae. The transcript has 3 exons. The record is from RefSeq and is a predicted model, not a curated record. Gene Ontology annotation, molecular function: tRNA-guanosine(34) queuine transglycosylase activity. Gene Ontology annotation, cellular component: cytosol.
AUUGUCUCUGGACUUGAGGAUUAAACUCUCGUUGAAGCAUCUCCAAGCUUCCUGACAUUUAUCUUGGUCCUUGGACUGUCAAAAGCGGAGAAGUCUUGUCUCCGUGUUGUCUCGUGCCUAGUGGCAGAAUAAACUUCCAUCUCGUACUCGAAACUGUUUCCUCAUCCUCUGGGCAAGCCCCACCACUCUCCUUGAAUCAUCCUAGCCAUGGUAUCACCAGCUUCUAUGCCAUCGGCGUUGACCUUUGAACUGAUAGCUCGCUGCUCAACCACCAAAGCUCGUGCCGCACUUCUCGAACUGCCUCGCGGACCGGUCCAGCUACCACUGUUCAUGCCAGUUGCGACGCAGGCUUCACUGAAGGGAUUGACGCCGCAACAAUUGGAAGAGACAGGUUGCAGAUUAUGUCUGAAUAACACAUAUCACCUGGGACUCAAGCCUGGGCAAGAAGUGUUGGAGAAAGUCGGUGGCGCGCAUAAGCUGCAGGGAUGGAAUCACAAUAUCUUGACAGAUAGCGGAGGCUUUCAGAUGGUCAGUCUAUUGAAACUUGCGAAUAUUACGGAAGAGGGCGUGCGAUUCCUUAGUCCACACGAUGGAACACCGAUGCUCCUUACUCCCGAACACUCUAUUGCUCUGCAGAAUGCAAUAGGAAGUGAUAUAAUCAUGCAACUCGACGACGUCCUAGUAACAACCUCGCCGGACACGAAACGAAUGCGGGAAGCUAUGGAACGAAGUGUUCGAUGGCUGGACCGGUGCAUAGCUGCACAUGCGAAUCCGACAAGGCAGAACCUCUUCUGCAUUAUACAAGGUGGUCUUGAUCUCGAGAUGAGAAAGCAAUGCUGCGAAGAAAUGGUGGCCCGAGAUACACCUGGAAUCGCGAUUGGUGGGUUAAGUGGUGGUGAGGCAAAGGCAGACUACUGCCGUGUGGUGAACACAUGUACAAGCCUGCUGCCAGAACUGAAACCAAGAUAUGUGAUGGGUAUCGGAUAUCCAGAAGACCUCGUGGUUAGCGUUGCUCUAGGUGCCGAUAUGUUUGACUGUGUAUGGCCUACCAGAACAGCAAGAUUCGGAAAUGCCAUCACAAAAUAUGGCAUGCUGAAUCUACGGCAUGCUAGCUACGCGAAUGACUUUGGACCUGUUGAGGAAGGUUGCGGCUGCAUAUGCUGUCGUACAGGUGAGGGAAGUCUCGGAGUCACAAGGGCAUUUGUACAUCACGUUGCAGCAAAGGAAACAGUUGGAGCUCAUUUGCUUACAAUACACAACGUGUGGUAUCAAUUGGCUCUUAUGAGAAGUGUUCGACAAGCUAUCAUGGAGGAUAGAUUUCCUACUUUCUUGAAGCAGUUCUUCUUUGAUAAACAUGGAGGAGACAAAUCGAAAUACCCUGACUGGGCAGUAGAGGCAUUACUGACUGUGGGAGUAGAUUUGAUGGAGGACUGAGGAAAGUGAGCAGAGAAUAAGUAGAAAAUUAGACUUAGAUACCCCCGGAAAUGAUGUUAUGAUCUGAAAUGGCUCCGGAUUUAGCUGGCAAAUGUAAGUAUUUGAUCAGUCA